This is a messenger RNA of Colletotrichum abscissum, 1116 nucleotides long. RefSeq lists its product as uncharacterized. The transcript has a single exon. Bases 1 to 1116 code for a protein of 371 amino acids. The record is from RefSeq and is a predicted model, not a curated record. NCBI's taxonomy places the organism in Eukaryota, Fungi, Ascomycota, Sordariomycetes, Glomerellales, Glomerellaceae.
AUGUUAUACAACAUGAGCUACCCUCGUGAUCAGCCGACGGCGGCGGCAGCUCAGCCCAUCAAGCCAAUCGCCCCUCCUCGGCCGAGACAGCGGUGCUCGCAGCCGAUGCCUUUCGACCCCGAGGAACUGUCUCAAAAACUCGUCAAGGUCCUUGCCGAUCAGAAGCUUCACGCCGAGAAGAGAAGGAGAGCCAGGGCGGAGGCCACCGCGCCGUCCAAACCGGCAGCACCAGCUCCAGCCCUCAACGGGCUACAAGACGGUCACCCCCAGCAUGCAAGCUUGGCUAGGGAGUAUCUCGAUCAAGGGUCACUCAAGCCCGGCCAGUCCACCACCACCACCACCACCACCAGACCUGCGCAGCCUACCGUAAAGCCAACCAAGGAGAGGGUGGACUCUGGCAGCUCCGCAAGGUCAAAGUCCAAGACGUCCGACGCAGACACCCGCAGCUCCAAGUCUGGCGGAAAGGACUCGUCUUCGAAACGCAAGGGCUCUGACGGUGACAAGCACCCCUUCAUCCCACAGUUCGCCGCGGCGCAGUUCUCGCGCACAACGACGACCGAGACGUCGGACAGCAAGGGUCUCGUUCGCAAGCUGUCGAGGACGGCCCUCAGGAUUGCCCAAGGCCACCGCGAGAGGCACCAGGACCGCGCCCCCAUCACCCACGAACAGAUUCCGGAAAUGGCUGAGCUGGGCAGCUCCCGCGCGCACCGUGACCGUAACCACCACAGACACACCAUCGAAGGACCGCUGGGUGUUGGCCGGGCCGGUGAGAUUGACCACACCAGAUCUGCCAGGCGGGCUACAACCGGCGACAUUCUCCUCCCCUUUGAAUCUGGUGCUUCUUCACCAUAUCAUCUUGAUGAUCCCGAGGCGGCGGAUCACAACCCCUAUGAGCACCGCGUGGACUGGACCCAAAGCGACGAAGCGCAGCCGCAGCCGAAGACGAAGCCGUCGCUGCGCAAGGCGGAUUCCAUAUGGGCUCUGAAGCAUAAACUCGGAGCCCUCACCAGACACGGGCGGGAAGAAAACCACUCCCGGGACAACAGCCCACCGUCCGACACCGCCUUGAGGUCGCCCAAGAGCGGAUUCUUUGCGCGAUUCAAAGUCAACCACUGA